CUUGACUGUUUUGAAACAGUGGCGGUCUAGUCGGGCAUCCAGCAGCAUUUCAAGUGACCUGGAAAUUGAGUGCAAUGCAAAGGGCUUCACGGCUGAAGAGGGAGCUGCAUCUGUUGACCACGGAACCACCUCCAGCCAUUACUUGCUGGCAGAAUGGAAGUCGCAUAGAUGAACUCAGAGCCCAAAUAUUGGGUUCUGCAAAUACACCUUAUGAGAAAGGUGUUUUUGACUUGGAAGUAGUUGUGCCUGAAAGAUAUCCAUUUGAACCCCCAAAGAUGCGCUUUCUCACUCCCAUCUACCAUCCCAACAUUGACUCAGCUGGAAGAAUUUGCCUGGAUGUUCUCAGAUUGCCACCCAAGGGUGCGUGGAGGCCAUCUCUGAAUAUUGCCACUCUGCUGACUUCCAUACAGCUGCUUAUGAAUGAACCCAACCCUGAUGACCCUCUCAUGGCUGACAUUUCCUCUGAGUAUAAAUACAACAAGCAAGCAUUCCUCAGAAAUGCCAGACAAUGGACAGGGAAGUAUGCAAGCCAGACAACAAUGACUUCGGAAAUUUCAGAUGAAGAGAAUCACCAAAACAAGAUGAACUUACCCAAAGAUUCCAACAUUUCUCAGAAAAGGAAAGGAAGCAAUAUCAGUGGAUUGUCCAAAAAGUCUCGCUCAGAAACAGAGGAUUUGCUGCUGUAGAGUAUCCCAGUAUCUGUGUGUGCUUAUAAUGUUACCUUCCAUCACUUAAAUAGGCAUAAUGCAACGAAUAUACUAUUUACUUAUUAUGUUAUUAUCUCUCCUGUUGUGUAAAUGAUCUUAUUA
Molecule: messenger RNA, 809 nt
Organism: Elgaria multicarinata webbii
Lineage: Eukaryota; Metazoa; Chordata; Lepidosauria; Squamata; Anguidae
Gene: UBE2T
Product: ubiquitin conjugating enzyme E2 T
Exons: 7
Coding region: 75-686 (203 amino acids)
Source: RefSeq, a predicted model, not a curated record